Molecule: messenger RNA, 7520 nt
Organism: Linum trigynum
Lineage: Eukaryota; Viridiplantae; Streptophyta; Magnoliopsida; Malpighiales; Linaceae
Source: the annotation of a GenBank genome assembly
GUAAAGGUCAGUCAGGUUAGUUUGUUUGGUUUGUCCGUUUGGAAUUUGGUUUGUAACCUGUACUCUCCUCAAAUCAGUGAAAUUUGUUCUCCCUUGCCCGUGGAUUAGCUAGCACACAUUGUGUUAGUGAACCAUGUUAAAUUCGUGUUCGUUCGUGUUGGUUUGGAUUGUCGUUUGCACGCUUCUGUUCUGACAAGUGGUAUCAGAGCCUUUGGUUGCGGUUUUGGGAAUUUGGCGCUGGACUGAAGUUGUGCUUUGUGGAUUUUAGUUGGAGUUUGUUUGAUAGUAAGAAUGGCUGCUAUCAGUAUGAAGAUUGAGAAGUUUACCGGAAGAAACAGUUUCAGUUUGUGGCAGAUCAAGAUGCAAGCACUGUUGAAACAAAAGGGUUUGUGGGCUCCGUUGUCUGGAAAAUCGAAGAAGGAAAGUAUAGAUGAAGAAGAGUGGAUUACUUUGGAGGAGAAAGCUCACUCUACAAUCUUGCUUUGUUUGGCUGAUGACAUCAUCACUGAGGUUGCUGCUGAGAAGACUGCUGCGGGUUUGUGGUUGAAGCUUGAAAGUCUAUACAUGACAAAGUCUUUAACCAACAAGUUGCAUAUGAAGCAACGUUUGUUUAGUUUGCGUAUGGAGGAAGGUACGUCUCUCAGGAAUCAUCUAGAUCAACUCAAUACUAUCUUGCUAGAUCUGCGGAAUAUUGAUGUUAAAAUAGAUGAUGAGGAUGUUGCCUUAAUUCUGUUAGUAUCUUUGCCACGGUCGUAUGAGAAUUUUGUGGAUUCUUUUAUUGCUGAGAAAGAUAGUUUGUCUUUGGAAGAUGUCAGAUCUUCUCUACAUACUAGAGAGGUUCGACAUAAGGCGUCUGGUUCAGGUUCGGAAAAUCAGGCAUCUGGGUUGGCUGCUACGAGUAGUAGGAGACAACAAUCUGGUAAUAGGAAGGCGAAUACAAAUUCGAAUUCUGCUGGUUUGAAGGAUGAUAUCUUUCAUUACUGCAAGGAGAAAGGACAUUGGAAAUUCGAUUGUCCUAAACUGAAGAAAUAUAAGGAGAAGCAGGAAUCAUCGGCUGCCGUGACAGAAGAAACUAACUCUGAUUCUGAAGAUGGUUUAGCUUUAGCAGUGAAUGAACAAGUACAUCAUCAGGAUGUGUGGUAUUUAGAUACUGCAGCUGAUUAUCAUAUGUGUCCAAGCAGGGAGUGUUUUUCAACUUAUGAGCAGAUAGAUGGAGGACAUGUUUCUAUGGCCAAUGGUGCUAUCUGUAAGAUUGUUGGAAGAGGCUCCGUCAGGAUGAGGACAAAUGAUGGUUCUGUUCGCACCUUGAACAAUGUUAGACAUAUUUCAGAGAUGACUAAGAAUCUGAUAUCUUUGAGUCUACUCGACAGCAAGGGUUUCAGCUUCAAAGGUGAAGGUGGAGUGUUGUCUGUCUACAAGGGUUCUAAGGUGAUUUUGAAAGGUGUCAAGCGGGGUGCCUUGUAUAGUCUACAAGGUUCUGUUUUGACAUGUUCUGUUGGUGAUAAGUGCACCAAGCUGGUUCUGAAUGGCAAGUCUCAAUAUGGAUUGGACUUGCCGAAUGGUUUGAGUUGUUGACCGCCCUUAGGGGCAUUUGGAGGCAGGGGAGGUUCUGGAAAAUUCGGAGAUUUGAAGAGUUUGGUGUCUGAAAAUUUUGGUUGCAUUUGAGUUUGGCGGUUUCGAUCGCAUUUGGAUACGUCUGGCGAUAUGUAUCGCGUUUGGUACAUCUGGCAACUUUGGUUGCGUCUGGUACAUCUGGUAUUUGACAGAGAAUUCAAGUCAAGGUGGAGAUUGUUAGAAUAUGACUUGAAUUUGAUUUGGGUUUGUUUUGUGUUUUAGGCCUAUUCUGUUUGGGUUUGGGUUUGGGUUUUGUUUUGACCUUUUUCCUUGUAUGUUUGGCAAAAGGUGUUUGGUUUUCUGUUUGGGAUUAGGAGAAGAGUCCUAUAAAUACUCUUCGUCACCCUAGUCUGUAGUAAAGGUCAGUCAGGUUAGUUUGUUUGGUUUGUCCGUUUGGAAUUUGGUUUGUAACAUGUACUCUCCUCUAAUCAGUGAAAUUUGUUCUCCCUUGCCCGUGGAUUAGCUAGCACACAUUGUGUUAGUGAACCACGUUAAAUUCGUGUUCGUUCGUGUUGGUUUGGAUUGUCGUUUGCACGCUUCUGUUCUGACACUUCUAAUAAACAACAUUUUAGUUUUACAAUCUUAUGAGUCUUUUCUUACAAUCCUACGACAAUUAACCAACUUUAAACAAAUCACUACUUCUUGGUAAUGUUAACACACAAAAUUCAAUCAUUAGCAAGGGAAUUAAAAAUCUAAUUUUACGUAGAAACGUUUUGAUGAUUUAGAAAUGUAAAAUCAUAUGCUUUUAAGUUUAGAUUUUGACUUCAAUUGUAAGGAAAAAGUGUGAUUCUACAUAAAAGUGAUUUUUUUUAUUUAUUACUUAGAAUUGUUUUUAGUUACCUAGAAGUGUAAAAGCGUAAACUUUUAGAUUUUAAAACGCGAUUUUGACUGCAUUGAUCAUUAUCAGUAGUGAUGCCUAGUUAAACCCGAAUCUAUGGGUACCCACCUGAAUCUAAUCUGGUCAAAGUAGGUAAAACUCAGUAUUGGCGGAUUUUGGGUUUGGUGCGAGUUUUACCUGUUUUUGAAAUUUAAGAAUUAUCUUGGGUUCUGUUUUCCACUUGACCCACAUUGAUAAAGCAAAAUGAUGUCAUUUUGUAUAUAAAUGGACUAAUAUGAAUAUUUAUGGAUAUUAUUAGUUUUUAUGGCAAUAUAAAUUUAAUAAUAUGAAAAUUUAUGGAUGUUAGUAGUUUUUAUAGAGAUAUUAUAGAAUUGUUUUAUAACAUAAUGUGUGUGUUCGAAGAAAUAAUGUACGAUUAUGUUCGUGAACCCAUGGACAUUCAUGCACCCAUCAGUUUGGGUUCUCACUUCUCAAAUCCAAUGAGUAUUUUUCUUGCGUCAUUUUAAUUGGUGCACACGCUGAAUUGAGUUAUAAUUUAGAAAAAUCUGAACCAACAUGACCCAUUGUCAUUCAUAAUUAGAAUUCAUUAAAAAUAAAAUUAAACUAAUUAUUUUUUCCUUUUCAAUUUUUUUCUUUAGGGUAUCACCAAAGAAUCAUUAUGUUCUUAACACAAAAAAUCAAUUAAAAAUUUGUAAUAUUUUUUUAAAGCGUAAACUUUUAAGCUUUAAAACGCGAUUUUGACUGCAUUGAUCAUUAUAAGUAAUGAUGCCAAUUAAACCUGAAUCUAUGGGUACCCACCUAAAUCUAAUAUGGUCAAAGUAGGUAAAACUCAUUAUUGACGGAUUUUGGGUUUGGUGCGAGUUUUACCUGCUUUUGAAAUUUAAGAGUUAUCUUGGGUUCUGUUUUCCACUUGACCCACAUCGAUAAAGCAAAAUGAUGUCAUUUUGUAUAUAAAUGGACUAAUAUGAAUAUUUAUGGACAUUAUUAGUUUUUAUGGCAAUAUAAAUAUAAUAAUAUGAGAAUUUAUAGAUGUUAGUAGUUUUUAUAGAGAUAUUAUAGAAUUGUUUUAUAAAAUAAUGUGCAUGUUAGAAGAAAUAAUGUACGAUUAUGUUCGUGAAUCCAUGGGGCACCCAUGCACCCAUCAGGUUGGGUUCUCACUUCUAAAAUCCAAUGAGUAUUUUCUUGCAUCUUUUUAAUUGGUGCACACGCUAAAUUGAGUUUUAAUUUAGAAAAAUCCGACUCAACACGACUCAUUGUCAUUCAUAAUUAGAAGUCAUUAAAAAAUAAAAUUAGACUAAUGAUUUUUUUCCUUUUCAAUUUUAUUCUUUAGGGUAUCACCAAAGAAUCAUUAUGUUCUUACCACAAAAUAUCAACUAAAAAUUUGUAAUUUUUUUUUAUAGAUCAAAAGCUCUAUCGUGUACUAUUGAACAUAGACUUUUUUCCCCUUAAAAAACUAGGUCCUUAAUAGAUAAUAAGAAUUGGAUUUUCAAUGGGUUUAUUUAGAUGGAGUUUUCUAUAUGUCAAAAAAUUAUCCAUAAAUUAUCUUGAAAUUGGAAAUCCAAGUUAUUAAGAUGGAAUAUAAAUUUUUAUCUUGAAAUUUUAAUUUCUUUUGUCUCUAUAUAUUCCUGAGUUGUCCAAUUGCAAGUUUUGUUAUGGACAUUGGAAAUUUUUUUUCCUAAAUAAAAUAAAGAGAUGUUAAUACUCAUUUAUUUUUUAAACAGAUGAAAACAUAGAUAAAUGUAUGUUAUUUGACAAAAUAAAACAUUAUUCGCAAAGAAAAGGACGAUCCGGCCAAUCGGCCGGGGCUCAUGCUAGUUAUUCUUUAUUGUACUGCCGCCACUGGCCGGACGAUUUGACGAAGACACAUAAUAGUGUACGUUUUGCAGUCAAAUUGCACCAAUGAGUGGCUUAUGGUGUACGGUAAAGGACGAAAGAAGACGGAGAGAGCGACCAACUUACAUAGUAAAGAAAAUUGAACUAAUUAAUAUAAUUGGGCCUUUCAAUUACUAAAAUCUCUCUCGUGGUAAACCAGACCAUGUUUGGGUCGGUGGUCCAAAUUGUACCGUUACAAAGUCCAACUUUUUAAGGGUUGGUUGAGAAUUUUGGUUUCUUUCCUUCCCUUUAGCCGGUUCGUUAGAGUGGCCAAAUUGACGAGUUCUAGUAUAUACGUACAGACCAAAACGAAUAAACAAUGCUUAUUUCUGAACGUAUGUGUUCUUGUUGAAACGAACAAUUGUUUGUUACAGUGAUUUUCUUUGCUAGCUAGCGACCUUCAAACUGAUGAGUUUUGCUUUGCUAGCUACCUACUCGAAAUCAAUUAGGUCAUUACAACCCAAAAACCCUAGUGUGCAAAACACAUUGUUUACAAUAGUGGAGUUAGGAUGAAGCUAGGAGGAGCUGUAAUCCCCUCUCUAUUUUGAAAUGUAAGUAAAAUUACAUGUGAAUUUUGCACAAAUUUAGGAAUUGGAAUAGUCUUUACCUACAGUGAAAGGUCCCAUUAGUUUGACAAACAGACAAGAUUGCGCUUUUGAUAGGCUGGCUGGUUAAUUUUCCAGGUCAAGAUGGCGGCUGCUGCCAUUCAUUUACAUUGACCGUUCAUAUCAAUCUUCAGCAUUUUCUUAAUUUCUCGGGAAAGAAACAUAUAACACUCUAAUCUGAUCCCCAAUUGCAUCAUCUUCAUCACACCCAAAGUCAUUACUCAUCUAUUUCUAAACAAAGGACCAGUCAUAUUUUUCCUGUGACUAAUCUCUAUCAGCAACAACCCAAUUCACCCCCUACCCUAAUCUCUUUGACCCGUCACAGGACGAGAAAAUUUGUUUCAUCGUCUUACCUUCGUACAAUACAAGAUUUUUUUAAGUGUCGAAAGAGGGAAUACUAGAACUUUUAAAUUUAACGAAUUCAUAAAUAAUAAGUGAUUGAUACACGAUGUGAUUACUCGUUAAUUGAACUUAUAAGAUUGCGUAAAAAAUGAUUGGUUGGUAGGUCUAGACAAGAUGAUGUAAUUGCGUAACCGAAUAUGUUAUAUGCAUGAACUAGAUAAUGGCCCGACCCGAUGGUCAGCUCAUUUGAUCAAUUAAACAAUGAUUAUAAUUGUAGGAUGCGUGACACAUUUUCUAAGUAUAAAAGAAUUUGAAUGAUUUAAUUAAAGGAAAAGUUAAAUAAUAUACAUCAUAAUUUUUCUGACAUUCUAACCGAUUUAUUGUCCAAAAUCCUUACUAAAAGAAACAUAUGCAAAGAAACCGACAUCUAAAAAACCAAACCACACUUCAAUUUUACUCAUCAAUAUCAAAAGUAAUGCAAAUUUUUUAGACUUCUCUGAGAUUGCUUCACCGUCAAUAACAUCUUCAUAUCCACUAAUAAUUGUGUUUUCAUCCUCAUAAACGACACCCCUAUCUCUUCAUCAAAUAUGCUCUUUCUUCUUCUCAACAAUGUCAAGGAUGAGUUAGCUUAGCUCGACUACCCUAUUGGAAAACUAGCACCCCCUAUUAAUUAUAGAUAUUUUGGUUAUUAAAUUUGUGUUGCAUUUAAUAAUCUUUGUAAAUUAAAAGAUCAUAUUAAUUACAUUCUUUUUUUUAAAUUGAACCUAUAUUAAUUAGUAAUUACAUUUCUCUCUCCAUAUUUCUCACUCUUUCCUUUCCUAACAGCUUUGUUGUCUUCUCCCGGUAGACUCCUUCCGAUCAUACUCCUGAUAUUAUUGUACAAAGUACUCAUUGGAGUGCAUUUCAACUUUUCAAGAUAGGUUGCAUUAAGGGCUGGGAAAAUAGACCAGACCGUUAGAAAAACCGUGGUCCAAACUGUACCGCACAAUUUGGUCCGGACCGUAAACCGUGAAGUAUGGUCUGGUCUGGUCCAUGGUCUGUAUUAUUUUAUGAUUUGAUCUCUUGGUCUGGUCUGGUCUGGUCUAGACCGCGGUUUACCGAAAACCGUGGACCCAACUGCCUUGUCAAUACGUGUUAACAGCCCAUUCGACCCCUCUCCAAACUCCCACAACUACACCCAAAUCUCAACCUUAAUUUUGUGAAUCUCUUCCCUCCUUCAUUCACAACCACAUUUAACCAGAGAGUAGAGGUAAUAGUGUCUCCAUAUGACAUUAUGUUAAUGUUUAUGACGUUAUGGUGCAAGCUGGGAUAUUUUUAUUUUGUAUCUUUGUUAUGUACUAAGAUUUAGAGUAUCAAAAAUAUUCAUGCAUGUUAGGAUUAAUGUUUUAAGGAAAAUAACAAUUAUAUUUCUUGGUUAUUGGUUCAAUUUUUUGCGUGGUUGACAAAACAAUUAUUCAUUUUUCGUUGAGUGUGGUCUUCUGGACCAGACCAGACCGAACCAGAUCGCACAGGCGUGAUCUGGACCGGACCGUAUAGUCUGUGGUCUGGUCAGUGAUCUAUACUUUAGCCUCUCGGUCUGAACCAUAGACCGUAUAUAUGGUCUGGUUUGGACCAGACCGCACCGUUACCCAGCCCUAGGUUGCAUACUCAGCAAUUAUCUCAAAUUCCUAACUUCGAAAACUUUACAUGGCAUGAAAAUGCACAUAACUCUAAAUAUUAUUGAAAGAAUUAGCAUCUAAGUAUUGAUGACUCAUUGAAACUCAUAAUUACCUCCUUCUCAUUUAUGAUAUUUUAUUUUAUAGUGGGUCUAUGAUUUUGAUUUUGGUGGAAAUUGUGGUCGGGUUUGAUCUUUGACUCUCAUUAGAGGAGGUACUUCAUAUCCAUCACUCUUAUCACAAAAACAAUGAUUAGAAAAUCAAAAGUUAUUUUUUAACUCCCAAAUCAUAGAACACAACAAAAUACAUAAAUUCAAAUGAUAUUAAUUUUACCAUAACUUAAAGUUAGUCACUUCCAAAGUUUUUAGAUUUGCCAGCGACAAAGUAACGAUAGAUGAUAAUAAUUUAUUCUCUGAUUCAACUCGAUAUUUACACUGUCCUGUAAAAUAACCUUCACAAUUUUGAAAUUUAUAGUAUAUUUAGUGCUUCCAACGUACACAUUGAAUGAUAGUAUUCCAAAUCCUGUUAGUUUUCCAUUCAUGACUAAAUAUUAAUUAUAUUUGUAAAACAUUUUAAAAAAUUGGGUAAAUACAA